Xyrichtys novacula (pearly razorfish) is the source of this 715-nucleotide messenger RNA. The record is from the annotation of a GenBank genome assembly. NCBI's taxonomy places the organism in Eukaryota, Metazoa, Chordata, Actinopteri, Labriformes, Labridae.
AUGGACAAAGACAGUGAUCCAGGAUCACCACCUCUGCACACCAGCAUGGAAAACAAAUUUCCAGGUCAGUUAACAAAAUUCAAAGAUUUAUUCCCCCAAGGUUUUUGUUGUGAAGACUUACAAUGUAUAAAUGAUUUCUUCCAGGUCAUGCAUAUCCAACAGGGAUGAUCCAGCUGACUGGAGACAUUUUCCAGUUUACAGUCAAUGUGAGUGAAUUUCCUCCAGAGGACGUUAUCAUCUCAUACUACAACAACCGGAUAAAUGUGCAUGCUGAGAAGGUAAACCUGCCUUAUGUACUCUACAGUUGUCACUUUAAACUCUAUAAUGAUCUAUUGUUUGAUUUGGCAUUCUCUUAUCACCUAAAAGUAUUUUACAUUUUCCUGAAAAUUUGCAGGAGAAGGGAAUGUUCAUAAGCGAAAGGACUAAAACAACAGAAUAUUAAAAGUUUAUAUUUGACAUUGGCUUGUAUCAGAUGGAUUAUGUGACCAUGUUAGCAUGAUUUAGGGUCUGUUGAUUGAUUUCAUUUUUAACUCUCAAUACUUUACUCUUCCUUAUGUACUCUUUUGCCCUUUUCAUACAGCUGGGAAAACAUGGAGCAGUCGUAAAAAGUUUUUCCCAUCAAUGCAAACUACCUUCAAAUGUGGAUCCCACAUCAGUGACGAUGGCCCUGGAAGACCAGGGGGUCCUGACUGUCACAGCUCACAGGGUGCAUUAG